Linum trigynum is the source of this 4844-nucleotide messenger RNA. Lineage: Eukaryota; Viridiplantae; Streptophyta; Magnoliopsida; Malpighiales; Linaceae. The record is from the annotation of a GenBank genome assembly.
CCAGAUCAGUCAUUUUUUUCAAACUCUCCCAGCCCCCCUCGCCGGAAAAUCGCCCCCUUCACCUUCUCCUUCGGUUUUCCGGCCAUAACUUCCUCUCCCGACCUCCAAAUCACAAACCGCGAGCGCCCCCACACUCCUGGCGUCGAGGAGCACAUUCCCCAAAGAUUUGGGCUGGUUUGGCUGAGGUUGGGUCGCCGGCGGUGAGUUUUCCGGCGAGUCUCCGGUGUGUUUUCCGGCGACUUUGGGUGCUUCUUUCCACUUUCUUCACCUCUCUCGUGGUCUCUUCUUGCGUCUCCAGGUGUGUUCUCCUCGUCUUUUCUGUUAUUUAUGGAGAAUCGAUUCCUAGAGUUAGGUGAAGAACUUCUGAUUGUGGAAUGAAUGGUUUGGGAAUAUUUUGGGUUUGGGGGAUGAUUGGGCUGAUUGCAUGUUGCAUGGUAUGCGUGAUAUGUGAUUUUUCUGUGAUACCUCGAUUGGUGCUAUUUAGUAUAGUUGUGGUAUGAUUGUUUCACCGGUGGCCUAGUCCACUGUCCGAAUCGCUCGAUUUGAGGGUCCCCGGUGUAUUUUGUUGUGGAAUUCUCGUAUGAUGGGUAUGUUUGUGUCGCCGGGAGUCUAGUCCACUGUCCAUAUCAUUCGAUAUGAGGGCUCCCGGUGUGGGUUUGGCCUAACAUUGACCCGUUUGCUUGUGUACACUUUUUCCUUCAUUGUGUUUUGAAGGAUCAUGGAGGAUUAUCUCGACCAGAUGAACAUCGUCCAGCGCCAUAAGCUGCGGAACCUCCGUACCCGCAGCAUCGCCGAGCACUUUCACCUCGAUUGGGAGGUGUUCGAGGAGCUCCAUGCCAGGCCACAAAUGGAGGCCGCGGUCCGCUCCCCUGCUUGGCGGCGUCUUCUCACCCUCGCCGAGCCGACCUACAAGGAGCUGGUCUGGGAGUUCUAUGCCACCUUCCACCACAACUCGAAGGGGAACUCCGACCAUGCUGAUCCCACGGACUUCGCUUCCCAGGCGUACUUUCAGAGCAUUUGCCUGCCGGACAGUGUGGAUGAAGAGUACGUGGCCAGCCAGACGCGGGCACCUCUCCUCCGUCCGGAGUGGCGGAUCCUCAACCACCUGAUGUGCACUUCUUACACACCCAGCCAGGGCUCGUCCAACCGGGUCACACUCCGAACUCUCUGGUUGAUGCAUGCGAUGGGUCGUUCUGAGGACACCAUCCAGCUGGGCUCUGUGCUUGCCCGGACGUUCACUAAGGCAGCCAUUAGCACGACUCGCAGCCUCAUUUGCGGCCCGGUGAUCACCGCCUUGGCCCGCAACUACGAGGUGGACUACACAGGGAUGACAUUGGUCCGCGCACCGACCCCACUCGGCGAGCCUACUCUCCGCCACCAGCACUUGGUUGCUCGCCACGGGCGUGUGCGCUGGAUCGCGGGCCUUCCUCAGCCACCUAUACCUGCUGAGGGCGACCAGGCCGAGUCGAGCGCCGCUGGUAGGCGCCGAGUCCCCCGUCGCGUUCCCCGUCGUGCCAAGGCUCCCGCGAGCCCCUCUCCUGCUCCCCGGUCUCCUUCUCCGGGGCCACCUCCUCCAGUGGUGGUGCCCAUCUCAGACCAGUUGGCGGCGAUCUCGCAGCAGAAUGAGCGCAUCCUGGCCGGCCAGGAGCGCAGCCACACCCGCCUUGACCGCAAGCAGGACCGAGGGCGUCGUCUCAUGUCGGGGCAGCACUACAUCAUGUCCUACUUGGGCUUGGACCCGAACGCGGUCCACUACUCGUUCGUGCAGUCCCCAGGGUUCGAGGAUGAGUACCCUCCACCCACCGGCGAUGGUGCUGAUGCCUUCUAGAGCGGGUUUUGUGCUUUAUUUGUGUUCCAGACUGAGACUCCGUGUUUUGUGAUUUCGUUUCAUUUUGUUUUUUUUUAUCUUGGAUUGUAGACUUGGUACUCUGAUUCCUAUUACCCAGUGUGUGUGUGUUUUUGUUGUCUCUAACUCUGUGCCUCCUUCUUUUGACUGGUCCGCCAUCCAGUCAACGUUCCUGACCACUAUUUCCCGGUAACAUCGUUCCCUUUCCCUCUGCUCCAUUGAGGACAUUGUCGCGUUUAAGUGUGGGGGGGUUCUUUGUAUGAAUUGGAACGUAUAUAUGUGUGCUUGGAGCCUAGUCCACUGUCCAAAUCUUGAGAUUUGAGGGCUCCAAGCACGGCUGUUUGCUUGAUGAUUGAUCGUAUUGGCACUGUGGAUGUGAUUAGUGAAUUGAAUGGCUUUUGACUUGAUACAUGACAACUUGAGUGUGACUUAGAAAACUUAUUGUGAUGACUGAGAUGUGCAGUAGAAUUGUGUAGGGGUACAGUUUUUCAACUGUCUACUCACCAAAUGUGACUUGGUUUGAUCACUUGCUUUUGACAGUCAUUUAUGCAUCUAGUUCAGGGAAUCAGAACGAGAGAUAGAGCAUAUAGGUAGCCAUGUGAGAUUUGAGCCUGCUCGUUUCUUUCUUGUGCGAUAGUUUCCUCUUCCAUGAUGUGCAGCAUUCACGUUGUCAUUAGCUAAGAUGAUGGAGGCAUAGGAUUAGCCCACGACCAAAUUGACUGUCCUAGUGUGUCAUACCCCUAGUCAGCCCCUUUGAGCCGUGUGUUUUCCUUUCUUUCGGUCUUCAAUGAAAAGUCACCCUUUUGCAUCUUUUAGAAGGUUCCACAGAGUGAUUUUUACAUGUUCUCUGUUGUUUCUACUAAAUGUAAUGUGAGGGUUGGAGGUAGUGCUUAAAAGUUGGGCAGGUGUUUGAAAAUGUGCAGAGGCGGUGGUUCUCUUAAGAAAUGAAAAAUAAUGAAAGAAAAUCAAAGAAAAAAAGAAAGCAAAAGAGAGCCACCACCAAAAAACUGAUUAAUGCCCAUGUAGUAGUGUUUCUUAGCAGUCUGGCUUAGAAAUACUAGCAUUUAUGUAACCUCCUUCGCUCUUGUGCUCUGAACUUGAGUAAUGCAGAAUAACAGAAAGAAAGUUAUUGGUUUGAUUGGUUGUGAGUCUGUUGGGUUAGGAAAUGUGGAACCUUGUGCUGUAUGAAUACUUCCACCACCUAAAAGGCCUUUUCCCCAUGUCCAAGACCCUAGCCAGUCAUCUGAACCUGUGUCUAAGACCUCCGGAUUAGUUAGUGAUGACACCCCAUAUGUGAACUCUAGCACUUAGAGGCUGCAUUCAUGAUGAAGAGAUGUUAGGGAUUGAGAGAUUAAGCAUGCGCAUUUUUCGCAUCAUAUUGUCCUGACCCCACUGGUCGAGAGUGAGCGAUUCAUUUUCUCUUAUUCUCUAUACUCUUUAUCCCGGUAAGGACCUAGAUUGCUCGGUCUUACUUCUGAUAUCUUGAACUUUGUGCAUGAUGUGACUGUUUUGAACAAGUGGUUGAGUCAAGUCUAUGUUGGUUGGUGAAUAGAAGGGAGACUCUUCCUUUGCUCGAUUUUACUGCAUUCGAAUGUCAUCUGUGGUGGUUGUCUAGGUUGUCAUUGAAGUUGUCCAUGUGUUACUGAUCGAAAGCCAGUAUGAUCCACGUGUUUGGUGCCGAUAUGUCAUGCCUUGUUGUUGAGCUUACCUUGUGUCUGACUUGGUUUGCUUGGGGACAAGCAAACGGUUAAGUGUGGGGGAAUUUGAUAACGAUGUAAUUGCACAUAUUUGCGCCCCUAGUUCUUAUCCGUUUGAGGGGCAUAGUCGUGUAUUUUUUGCCUAUUUUACGCCGGGUUGUGCUAUUUUGUCAUAUUUCAGGUCCCAUGCGUCAAAGGGAAGGCUAAGCACGAGUUUCGGGGCAUUCGGAAGUCAUUUCGUCGAGCUGGAGCCAAAACACGGGCAGACCUAAAACAGAACACGACCGUGUUCUGUGGCCGUGCUUUUACUGCCGAGAGCAAAUUCGAGUUUGGCAAACAUUGGCUAAAAACACGGGCAGGGCUUAGACAAAGCACGGCCGUGGCCACCAAAGCACGGCCGUGUCCAUCAUCAAACACGCCCGUGUUUCUCCCAAUGCACUGGCCGUGUAAUUAACCCUAGCCAAAGCACGGCCGUGCCCUCGACCGUGCUUUGGCCACUGAUGCCCUUUUAAGCAGAUUUUCAGCCAAAGAGAAGAGGAUUCGAGUUUUAGAGAGACAGAGCGAUUCCUAGAGAGAGAAAGCGACGAAUAAGAGUCUCCAAGUGCCCUAGCUUGAUCUUCAACACCAUUGGAGGCCAGUUUGAGCUUGGAGAAGUGCCGAUCAACGUCCAGGAGCAGGAAUCCAUCCUUCACAGUAUGAAUUCCGCGUCUGAUUCUGCUUUUGCUUCUUUCUCCAUGGAGUAGUUCUCCCAUUCAUCUGGGUAUGGAGAACCCUAGAUUUGUAUGCUAGGCUUUGAUUGUAUGAACCGAAGUACUGAUUCUAUGAUUUGAUUAUAUUCGAUUGAGGUUUGAAUGAUUGAAUGCCAUGAAUCCUGAUCAAAUUCCUAUUGUUUCUGCUUUGACCUAGAAUGAGAAUAUCUGCCUAGGUUGAUAGAGCAUCCUUGAUUGAAGGUAGGGAGUUGGUGACUUUAGUCGAGGAGCCAACUCACUAUUGUGUACCGGAUUCACUCCGGUAGUGGAGGUUUUGUUUGUUAAGGCCUCAAUCUGUUUACUCCGGUGGAGGUUAGUCGCCCGCUAGAGACUCAGAUUGAGAGGGUCUGAAGACCUUUAGUCGAGACUUCAGGCUGUUUAAGAACCUUCCGCAGUAUAACUAUCAUAGAAACUGAACUUAGUAAUUACAAUCUGGCUUAACUGCAGUCUAGGGGGAACCAUAUCCGGGUGACCUCUCUUAACCUGAAUACAACCGUUUACUUGCUUUGUUAGUUUGUUAGUUUAGACUUGCAUUAAAGUUUCAUUGCUAGA